Molecule: messenger RNA, 291 nt
Organism: Rotaria sp. Silwood2
Lineage: Eukaryota; Metazoa; Rotifera; Eurotatoria; Philodinida; Philodinidae
Source: the annotation of a GenBank genome assembly
AUGUCGACAUUAUUUGAUAUAGUUGAUGCUGCUAAUCGUCGUUUUGAAGAACUUUUUAAUAGUAAUAAACUUAAUGAAUUAGUUGAACUUUAUACAUCUAAUGGUAAACUUUUACCACCGGAUAAAAAUAAAUAUGAAAGACGUGAACAAAUAAAACAAUUUUGGGAAAGUACCAAAAGUGCUGGUGUAAAUAAUUUAUAUCUUACAAUAGAAACAGUUUUAGAAGCAGGAAAUGAUCGAUUAGUUGAAACAAGUUCAUAUGAACAUUCUUUAGAUAAAGGAAAUUAUUAA